AUGGUGAUUUUCGUAAAUGGAGGGAAGUCUUCAGUUUCAGAGAUUGUUGACGCGUCGACAUCUCUUAUCGACUACAUAGUUCUUGGAAGGGGUGUUCCUGGUCAGGUUCCGAAAUUAGUGUUGCUCCAGUUUAAUAAGUUAUUUAGCACUUUCUUUUGGGGCUCUAUUAAUGGGAGUCCCAAGAGGAAAUUGAUUAAAUGGGAAAGAUUAUGCAAACCUGUGGAUGAAGGAGGGCAUCUGCUGGAGAUUUGUCCAUCCAGAGGCACCAGGUUUUGGAAAGCAAUUGUAAAAGAGAUUCAUGUUGUACUUUCACAUUCCAAGUGGAAGAUUAAGGAGGGGAACGUGUUGUUGUGGAGAGACAGUUGGCUUAAUUCUGGACCGCUAAUGGAGCAGUAUCCGAUGGUGGGAGAUCUGGAAUUGAAGCUAGUAGGGCCUGAGAAAAAGGAGGAAAUAGUCAAUGAAAUCAGUAGUGGGAGGACUGGUAAGGAUCAGCUUAUUUGGUUAGAAAAUUCGAAUGGGUCUUUCACGACUAAAACCGCCUGGUCUUUUGUUUGGAUUAGUAACCCUAAAUGUCAAUGGUCGGAUUGGAUUUGGAAUUCAGCUUUACCAAAGAAAUUUUCUGUGCUUAUGUGGAAGGCCUUAAACUCAUGCCUUGUUGUGGAUAAUCGUAUAAGGAGACUUGGUGUGUCUUUAGUCUCGAAAUGUGAAUGUUGUCGGGAAGGUGCUGUUGAGGAUAUUAAUCAUGAGUUAUAUAGUGGGAAUAUUGCUAAGGCUAUAUGUAAGUUUAGUUCAAAUACUUUGGGUAUCCCGUUUGUCCCGUUUCGGUCUUGGAGGGCAACUGUUGAGGCUUGGUUUCGAAGAGCAUCGAAGUCGUCUCAAUUAGGUACUCUUAUUGGAGUUAUACCUGUCAUCAUCACAUGGAAUUUAUGGAAGUGGCGAUGUACUACGCGGAUGGAAGGUAGGAAAGAGAAGGUUCAGGUUCUAUGGAGAUUGAUAAAGUAUUGGAUUAAUUGGGUGGGUAUUAAGAUUCAUAAGGAUUCCCGACUAGUGGAAAAGGAUGUACAGAUCUUGAAGUCUUUGAAUCUUUCUAUUAAUUCAAAAAAGAAUGAGAUUUUAAUGGCAGUAAGAUGGGAGAGGCCGAAGAAAGAUUGGUUUAAACUGAAUGUGGAUGGAAGUAGUAUUAAUAAUCCUGAAAUUUUGGGUGCCAGGGGAGUAGUAAGAAAUGAGCUUGGGAAGAUGGUUUUUGCGAUUGCCGAAUCCAUUAGAAGUGGUAGCAAUAAUCUUGCGGAAGUUAUAGCCUUGAGAAGAGGGCUUGAGCAUUGUAAAAGAUUGGGGCUUAAUAAUAUAAUUAUUGAAAUGGACUCGCUUUUGGUUGCUAAUUGGGUUCAGGACGGAAGAUGUAGUCUUUGGACUUAG
Molecule: messenger RNA, 1416 nt
Organism: Juglans regia (Persian walnut)
Lineage: Eukaryota; Viridiplantae; Streptophyta; Magnoliopsida; Fagales; Juglandaceae
Exons: 5
Coding region: 1-1416 (471 amino acids)
Molecular function (GO): nucleic acid binding; RNA-DNA hybrid ribonuclease activity
Source: RefSeq, a predicted model, not a curated record